This is a messenger RNA of Anopheles stephensi (Asian malaria mosquito), 2988 nucleotides long. RefSeq names its product pro-resilin (gene Muc91C). The record is from RefSeq and is a predicted model, not a curated record. Lineage: Eukaryota; Metazoa; Arthropoda; Insecta; Diptera; Culicidae. The transcript has 2 exons. Gene Ontology annotation, biological process: positive regulation of transcription by RNA polymerase II. The coding region runs from base 173 to 2098 and encodes 641 amino acids. Gene Ontology annotation, molecular function: transcription coactivator activity. Gene Ontology annotation, cellular component: RNA polymerase II transcription regulator complex.
AACACGGUUCGGGUCGUGUUUUUUGAGAUAGGAUCGUCGCCGUAGCCGUCGUAGUUGUUGAACCGUUGUUCAUCAGGACCUUUUUCGGGCCCGCCGGACGCGAUACAGGCAGUCAGUCACCCAGUGAAGGGUUCACUUUGGUUGGAACAGAACCGAUUCUAGCAGUAGAAGAAUGAUGGUCUUCCAUCGCAACCGGGCAGUCGCCCUCGUGGUGCUGGUGUGCUCUGCCGUCCUUGUGCCGGCUCGUGCCUCGACCAGCUUGGCCAAGCGUGAGGCACCGCUUCUGCCGAGCGGUAGCUAUCUGCCACCGUCGGGCGGUGCUGGCGGAUAUCCGGCGGCGCAGACUCCUUCCUCAAGCUACGGUGCGCCGACUGGUGGUGCUGGAAGCUGGAGCGGUAACGGCAAUGGAGGCCGUGGACACUCCAACAAUGGUGGUGGUCAAUCGUUCGGUGGCCCCUCGGCUCCUUCCCAGUCGUACGGUGCUCCUAGCUUCGGUGGCCCAUCUGCCGGCGGUUUCGGAGGACACAGCUCGGGAGGAUUCGGUGGACAAGGUGGAAAUGGCAAUGGAAACGGUAACGGAUACUCGAGCGGACGUCCGUCAAGCCAGUAUGGACCACCGCAGCAGCAGCAGCAGCAGCAGCAGCAAUCGUUCCGUCCACCAUCCACUAGUUACGGAGUUCCGGCCGCACCUUCGCAGUCUUACGGUGCUCCGUCGCAGCAGCAGGGCAACGGCGGCAACGGUGGAUAUUCUAGCGGACGUCCCUCGAGCCAAUACGGAGCUCCUUCGCAGUCGAACGGAAAUGGCUUUGGAAGCGGUCGUCCCUCGUCAAGCUAUGGUGCGCCAAGCCGUCCCUCGUCUCAGUACGGUGCUCCAUCGGCUGGAAACGGCAAUGGAUACUCUGGCAAUGGAAACGGACGUAGCUACAGCAAUGGAAACGGCCACAGCAAUGGCAAUGGCAACGGUAACAAUGGAUACUCUCGUGGACCAGCUCGUCAACCGUCGCAGCAGUACGGAGCUCCGGCUCAGACUCCCUCGUCUCAAUAUGGAGCCCCAGCUCAGACCCCGUCCAGCCAGUAUGGUGCCCCCGCCCAGCAGCCUUCUAGCCAGUAUGGUGCCCCAGCUCAGACCCCGUCCAGCCAGUACGGAGCUCCAGCUCAGCAGCCUUCUAGCCAGUAUGGUGCCCCAGCGCAGCAGCCUUCUAGCCAGUAUGGUGCCCCAGCUCAGACUCCCUCGUCUCAGUACGGUGCCCCUGCUCAGACCCCGUCCAGCCAGUAUGGAGCCCCUGCUCCAUCGCGCCCAUCGCAGCAGUAUGGAGCUCCCGCUCAGACUCCCUCCUCUCAGUACGGUGCCCCAGCUCAGACCCCAUCCAGCCAAUACGGAGCCCCAGCUCAGACCCCAUCCAGCCAAUACGGAGCCCCAGCUCAGACCCCAUCCAGCCAGUAUGGAGCACCUGCUCCAUCGCGCCCAUCCCAACAGUACGGAGCACCAGCUCAGACUCCUUCGCGUCCGUCGCAGCAAUACGGAGCCCCAGCCCAAACCCCAUCCUCUCAGUACGGAGCCCCAGCUCAGACUCCCUCGUCCCAGUACGGAGCCCCAGCCCAGACUCCAUCUUCCCAGUACGGAGCCCCAGCUCAAACUCCCUCUAGCCAGUACGGUGCACCUGCUCCAUCGCGCCCAUCGCAGCAGUACGGAGCCCCAGCCCAAACCCCGUCCUCGCAGUACGGAGCCCCAGCCCAAACCCCAUCCUCUCAGUACGGAGCCCCAGCUCAAACUCCAUCCAGCCAGUACGGUGCGCCCGCCCAGCAGCCUUCCAGCCAGUACGGUGCCCCAAGCUUCGGCUCGACCGGUGGUUCCUCUUUCGGAGGCAACGGUAACGUCGGUGGUAGCUACCAGGUAAGCUCGACCGGCAACGGAUUCUCGCAGGCUUCCUUCUCGGCCAGCAGCUUCUCGUCGAACGGACGCAACUCACAGUCGGCCGGCGGAUACAGCUCGGGUGGUCCGUCGCACUCGUCCGGUGGCUACAGCUCCGGUGGCCCAUCGCAGGUUCCGGCCACACUGCCCCAGUCGUACGCAUCCAACGGUGGCUACAACUACUAAAGCAAAACACACCACACCACAGUGUAACCCAUGACCACUGCCAAACCGGACACGAACACUGCGAAACGGAUUCUGAACGGAACAUAAUUGUAAACACGUGCCUUAUUUAAGAUAACUUAUAGUUUACCCACCUGUGUUCUUCCACCACACGCGGUUGCUAGCCGCGUGGACGAUACACGGAAGUUACCCAAAACAACCGUCGCACACAAAACAACAUUCCAUGAGAGCUUCAACAAUGGCGCGCACACUGUCAAACGACUGAUGCGUGUGACAGCUGUCAAACGAUAGUGAACGAUUUUCAAACUGACUGUUACGGGGCUUUGUUACCAACCGCGUUUUUCGAACCCAACAUUCGCAAAUUAUUACGCAUCAACGAGAGUGAGUGCGACGGUUUUUGUACCAUUACUUAAAUUAUUACACCUUGUUCAAUGUUGACUUCAUUUUUAAACGUCGUUAUUCGUACACCGCCCACGAUGCGAAGCGGAUUGUUAGUGCUAUUUGAACGAACGAGCGGAUGAAACGGGCCAAAACCGGAUGCAGAAGCAGCAACGGCAGACAAUGGUAUCAGUGAACAGUGACUUCCGAUGUGCACAAUUUCUUCACCAUCACGAUCAGAUUAAAAAGCGCGUCCGUGCGAAGUUUGUCCAAAAUUUUUGUCUUGCAAAAUUGUGGAUCAAGCUCCGUGCCUGCUCGAAACCUGGAGACGUCGCUUUCACGGAAGCACAGGGAUAUGCAUUGUCUGCGUAGGGCAGCAUUACGGGGGUUUGGCGACCGUGAGCAAUGGAAAAACUCGAUACGUAUAUCAAGCGAUUGAACAAAAAAAGGCUAUGGCAGGCCUUCGAACGAAAUAAAGUGUAAUCAUCGUUUGACUCUUUUCCUCAAAAAAAAAA